This is a messenger RNA of Haliaeetus leucocephalus (bald eagle), 670 nucleotides long. RefSeq names its product neuronal calcium sensor 1 (gene NCS1). Gene Ontology annotation, molecular function: calcium sensitive guanylate cyclase activator activity; calcium ion binding. The transcript is spliced from 8 exons. The record is from RefSeq and is a predicted model, not a curated record. Lineage: Eukaryota; Metazoa; Chordata; Aves; Accipitriformes; Accipitridae. The coding region runs from base 4 to 576 and encodes 190 amino acids.
ACCAUGGGGAAAUCCAACAGCAAGUUGAAGCCUGAAGUUGUGGAGGAGCUGACCAGGAAAACGUACUUUACGGAGAAGGAGGUGCAGCAGUGGUACAAGGGCUUUAUCAAGGACUGCCCCAGCGGGCAGCUCGAUGCCGCCGGCUUUCAGAAGAUCUAUAAGCAGUUCUUCCCCUUUGGCGACCCAACCAAAUUCGCCACCUUUGUUUUCAAUGUCUUCGACGAGAACAAAGAUGGGAGGAUCGAGUUUUCGGAGUUCAUCCAGGCGCUGUCGGUCACCUCCCGGGGGACGCUGGACGAGAAGCUGAGGUGGGCGUUUAAGCUGUACGACUUGGACAACGACGGGUACAUCACGAGGAACGAGAUGCUGGACAUUGUGGAUGCGAUAUAUCAGAUGGUGGGAAACACAGUGGAGCUUCCUGAAGAGGAGAAUACACCGGAGAAGAGGGUGGAUCGGAUUUUUGCCAUGAUGGACAAGAAUGCGGACGGGAAGCUGACGCUGCAGGAGUUUCAGGAGGGCUCCAAGGCCGACCCCUCCAUCGUGCAGGCGCUCUCCCUCUACGAUGGGCUCGUAUAGUCCCGGGGCCGAGCGGCGAUGCCUGGGGGAAGACGCUCUCCGUGCCAUCCGACCACCGCCGCGCGAAGCUUGCCUGUCCCUCUCGGCCUUCCUU